CACCCUUGAAACUUGGUGUCCAUAUUUCUUCUUGCUUUAUCCGUGACAUGUAUCAAGCCUCAAAUUUCCCUCCUUUUGGAGAUACCAGCUCCAGCACUUCAAGGCGCAACUAUAUCAGUGUCCUUUCCAAUUCGCAUGCUUGUCCCACAGAGGACUGGGCUCAGAUUUCGGAUCUCGCGGAACGGCGACGUGUUCAAAACCGCAUUGCUCAGCGAAGACAUCGUACGUCAUUCCAGCAGAGUGCUUAGAAGGCGCCAAUCAAUCUGACCUAGCAUAGGCCUGAAGAUAAAACGACGCUUGGAGCAUCUAGAGGAACAACUAGCCCAACAACGGAUAACGUCUGAGGCAGAAUUUGUUGGUCCGGAGCUUCUUCAGUCGUCAAAUUCC
Aspergillus homomorphus CBS 101889 is the source of this 387-nucleotide messenger RNA. RefSeq lists its product as uncharacterized. The transcript has a single exon. NCBI's taxonomy places the organism in Eukaryota, Fungi, Ascomycota, Eurotiomycetes, Eurotiales, Aspergillaceae. Bases 48 to 248 code for a protein of 66 amino acids. The record is from RefSeq and is a predicted model, not a curated record.